AUGGACGAGGGUUCAUGCUUUUACCUUAAAAUCGAAUGUGAGGUGGUUCAAUGGAGGCUCUUUGUUUGCUUCAACGCUAGAUUUGGAGAUGGGCCUGGAGAUGAAUUGCCCUUGGAAUCCAAUGGAGACUACACAAGGAAAUUUGGCUACUUAAAAUUCUCUAAUUUCAACAACAAAACAACAAAUAAGGAUAAUAAUAAUAUGCCUAUUGAAAACCUAUUGAAUAGUGUUUUGUAUCCACCGAAAGAGGUCUUCCCCGUUUUUGGAUAUCCUAAAGUUAGGCAGCAUGCCUUUUGGGUCCCAGUUAACCCUCAAUACUUUGAAGUUACAAAGAAACUAGAGGAUUUGAAGCUAAGAAGUUGUUUGAAUGCAACAACUUGUCUACCAAGAAGAGCUGUUGUGGUAAGAGUAAAGAGAGGGAUUAGUGCCAACGUGUUUGUUGACAAUAGGGCAUACAGAGAGUUCUUGAACUCACACUUUGAGGGUAUUACCCCAAUCGACAUGGAGAGUGCUGCCGUGGCCAUAGUCUGCUUCCAGCAAAAAAUUCCUUUUAUUGCACUUAGAGGGCUCUCUGAUUUGGCUGGCGGUGGCUCCUCUCUCUCCAAUGAAGCUGCCACCUUUGCCACUUUGGCUGCUCAAAAUUCAGUGCAAGUUCUAAUCAGAUUGAUUGCUUUGUUGUCAUCAUAGGGCUAUGCUAAGCUUCAAUUAAUUAGUUUCUCUUUAUAAAUAAUGGCAAA
Molecule: messenger RNA, 737 nt
Organism: Humulus lupulus (European hop)
Lineage: Eukaryota; Viridiplantae; Streptophyta; Magnoliopsida; Rosales; Cannabaceae
Product: bark storage protein A-like
Exons: 3
Coding region: 1-687 (228 amino acids)
Biological process (GO): nucleoside metabolic process
Molecular function (GO): catalytic activity
Source: RefSeq, a predicted model, not a curated record